Anolis sagrei ordinatus is the source of this 468-nucleotide messenger RNA. It is a transcript of the gene SNRPG, whose product is annotated as small nuclear ribonucleoprotein polypeptide G. Gene Ontology annotation, cellular component: U2-type prespliceosome; U1 snRNP; U5 snRNP. Lineage: Eukaryota; Metazoa; Chordata; Lepidosauria; Squamata; Anolidae. The record is from RefSeq and is a predicted model, not a curated record. Gene Ontology annotation, molecular function: RNA binding. Gene Ontology annotation, biological process: mRNA splicing, via spliceosome; spliceosomal snRNP assembly.
UUCCUGACUGGUCGGGCGAAGCGUCGUGACGUCAUACGCUGGCUGAGGCGAAGGAGAGCAUUCGGAGAGCGUGAGGGAAGCGGUGUGUGAGGAGGAACCAUGAGCAAAGCGCACCCGCCGGAGCUGAAGAAAUUUAUGGAUAAGAAGCUGUCAUUGAAAUUAAAUGGCGGCCGGCAUGUCCAGGGGAUUUUACGAGGAUUCGAUCCCUUUAUGAAUCUUGUGAUAGACGAGUGCGUGGAAAUGGCCCAAGGCGGACAACAGAAUAACAUCGGGAUGGUGGUAAUACGAGGAAACAGUAUUAUUAUGCUAGAGGCUUUGGAACGGGUGUGAAGGAACCAUUGGACUCUACCACAAUGUGAUUCUCUUUUUUUUAAUAUACCAUUAUUUUGUAUUGUACGAGAUAUGGGAAAUUCCCCACUCCUUGUGUGAUUUUUUAAAAAAUAAAUUGUUAAAACUGGUUUAACACUU